Messenger RNA from Seriola aureovittata, 2858 nucleotides. RefSeq lists its product as uncharacterized. The record is from RefSeq and is a predicted model, not a curated record. Lineage: Eukaryota; Metazoa; Chordata; Actinopteri; Carangiformes; Carangidae. Bases 1066 to 1749 code for a protein of 227 amino acids. The transcript is spliced from 5 exons.
UGGCUGCACAAACCAACACAGAAGUCUUUUUUUAACCCCUACGCCUGAGGAUCUGAAGACCCAGUGGAUUAAUUUUAUUUUUGAUGGAAAUGUACCCGCUCCAACUCCGAAAGUGUUGUAUGUGUGUGCUAACCAUUUCACCUCGGACUGCUUUCUCAACGAGGGCCAGUACAAUGCAGGAUUUGCUACAAGUCUUAAGAUAAAGCAUGGAUCAGUACCGACUGUCCGUGACCCAACUUUGAACUUGGGAGCUGUAAGUUUUACCAUUUUAUGUUGCUUUACUGUAUGUUCACGAGAGCCUGUUGCGUGUGUUGUUAGCAUGGCAGCUAAUGUGGCUAACAUUUUGCCUCGUCGACGCGCAGCCAGGUAUAGCCGGGUACAGAUUGUAUGCAAUUCUUCUGCUUGGUAUCGCCGUGUGACAUUGAUUAGAGCCACCGUGUUAAAUGUAUUAUACUUUAAAGGCGUUUUAGCUGUCUGUAAAGUCAAGCCGGUAAAAUUCGGACUAAAAAUAGGCUCUGUAGUGAUUAGCAUAGGUGUCCGGGCUUGUUUAUUAGUGCAGUGAAAGUUAGUAUGAGGAGUCACUCUUUAUGAUAUUGUUUUAACUUGAUAUAAUGUUUACACAUACAUUACCUUCAGGGAAUAUCUAGAUAAGGGGAUAGGCUACAAUCCACACUUUUAGCAUUUUAUGCAUGUAGUAGGCUAUUUAUUGCACUGCUUGCAGCUGUUGCCAUACGACACAUUUGAGAAGAUGUUGGUGUAACCUCUGUUUCCUUUUUUCAGGCCAGCACAUCAAGUGCAUCUGUACAGUUUCCCGCAACAGGGUCAGCCCUAUGUUCCCACAUUUCUUAGAACUUUUUUUUCACAGACAUUUUUGAAAAUUAGGGUUAGAGUUACGGCUGUGGGAAUAUAGGGAUAGGGUUAGGGCUGUGGGAACAUAGACACGCUCCCCCUGCAACAAAGGAUGUUGCCUGCCAGACCGACUCACUGGAGACAGGAACAGUAGGCACACAGUUAUCCUUGAGGACUCUUCAGCCUCACAUCAGAAGUACAGGUGUCCAGGCUACUAUGUCCUGCAAGGACUUUGGUGUUGGGGCAUCCGUUGCUACCUCUGCAGAUCCUGUGUGUUUUUCAUCAACACCUAUAAAGCGACCAUCUAAAAGAACUCACCUGGACCUGGAGGAGGAGCAGGAUCCUAUUUUCCCCCAGUGUCAACAUCCACUGCGCCACACAAGGGACAAGAAUAAAUGGCUUUCACCAGCAACUCCUGCCUUGUACAAGCUAGAGAAGGUGCUGACGGAAAAAAGGACUCUAAAGGAUUUCGCGAAACUGAGCCCCUACCACCAGACUUCAUCUGUGGAGGCUUUCCACAGCGUCAUCCUUCGUUUUGCCCCAAAGAAUGUUGUCUUCCCAUUUCUUGGAAUGCUGUGCAGACUCUACCCUGCUGCCAUGUACUUCAACGAAAAUGCUGGUCGACCACAAGCCCAGACAAAAGAAGGUGAACCCCUCUUCACGGUCCACUUUCCAAAGGCCAUGAAGGGAGAAUGCAGAGCUAAACCAGUUAAGACUGAGCCGACAUUCCGGUAUUUGGCUGACAUGGUGGACCUCAUAUUUGAAAAAGUCUUUGUUGACCCGGGACCAUACACAGAAGCUGUUUUGGCCAUCCCCAUCCCAGAGGACCUCACUGCACAUUUUAAGCGGCCUGAGAAGGAGGAGGUCAUCUCUAGCUAUGUGUCCCGGUUCAAUUGUUAGGCAGUCUAAAACCCGUAUAGUGGCCUAUGGCGUCAGGAAACUCCGUGCGGAUUCGUAGGACCACGCAGGCUGGAAUGACGACCCGGAUUCUGCGACCAAGGAAGCCCCAGCACCAGCUCACAAAGCUCCUAUAGGCUAAAUACCUGUACCGACUAAAACAAUUGGACAGGGAAUUUAGUCCUGCACACAUAUAUACAAUCUAUGUUGUGUCUCAUAAUUGUUUAUAUGGAUUCAGUGAAUCCUACUGUUUUUUAUUAUCACUGAUGAAAGGGCCUUAUUUGAUGUAAAUAAAUGCUUGAUCAUUUCUCAACAAAUGAUUCCUCUGAAUUCAUAUAUUAUAUGCACACUAUCUGAUGAUGGAAAAACUUUACAAAUCAAAGAGCAUCUGAACUGAUUUAUUUGAGUGUGUAUUACUCCAUUUGUGGUGUGUUAUUACCAUUGUAAAAUUAUGUGCACUGAAGUAAAACAAAACUGCCUAACAUCUUUUAUUUAGAUUGAAACUAUAUGUUCUUAUAAAGGAGCAAAACGCACCGGUGUAUUCCUCUCAACCGUAAAGGACCGUAGUCAGCGCGGUAUAUGUUGCAGGCAUUCUGGAGGGAGUACACAUUGAGGCAGACUGGCUCCAACCCAGGAUGGUCUACCAUACAUGGUAAAUCUUCCUUGAUCUCCUGUAGCCGUCUGGUAACCUACAGUGAAUUACAAAUGGUGAAUGUCAUGUUAUCUUAUAAAUGUAACAUCUAAUCAAAAAAAUUAGUUGUUAGUUUGUCUAGUGAGAAUGCAACCUGUGGUAUAACAAGGCAGCAGAUACUCUCAGCUUCUGUGGGCAUGGUUGAACAGUUUCCACAGGAGCACCUAUCCAAAAUAAAGAGAAAAUGGUAACAUUCACCAAAAUAUAAAGCUUAUGAAAUUCAAAGACUGACAGACAGUGGAGCUAAGGUGGGUAAGAAAAGCCUGGCUAAAUAUCAAGCGCAUAUAACAGGUAAUUUAUAACAUGUCACUUAUUGUAUAUAAUGUGGAGCUUGUGAACAGUGUAGUGUAGAAAACACUGCACAGCCUCUUCUUUGACUAAAGAUUAUUGUUGUUGAUAGACAUGAUUAUGCUGAAUUACA